UGAUUAGCGUUAUGUGGUUACAAUGAAAAAGAAACGAACAGAAGGACGCUGAUAAAGAUGAAGACGGAAUGGUGAUUACAAUUUCAAAUGAGUGAUAAUCUGUUUCCACACGCUUUGUGGCUUCGCAGGAGUAUGGAGGGGAGCAUUGAUUCACUAGAAGCUGGGUUAUCGAACAGAGCGCAGCCAUUCGCCAGCAGAAUAUGGACAGUAGCACACCAGUCCCACGUCUCAAAGUGAAUAUCGACAAACCAAGAUGGGACCAGAGCACGUACUGGGGGCGAGUGAAGUAUUUCUUCUCUAUCACAAACCCACUAAACAUAUUAGCCACAGAAAAAGAGCUGGAGAAAUCGAGGAGCAUUGUCCAAACAUACAGGUCUGGAGGUGACGUCGGCACCCUGACGGAGGAAGAGCUAUGGAAGGCGAAAGAACUGUAUGACUCGGCAUAUCACCCUGACACAGGCGAGAAGAUGACGCUUAUUGGGCGCAUGUCCAGCCAGGUGCCCAUGAACAUGACCAUCACAGGCUUCAUGAUGACCUUCUACAAGACAACGCCAAGUGUUGUUUUCUGGCAGUGGGUAAACCAGUCUUUCAAUGCUAUUGUCAACUUCACGAAUAGAAGUGGAGACUCUCCCGUGACGAAUGUGCAACUUGGAACUUCGUAUGUCCUGGCCACUGGAGGCGCCCUGGCAACCGCUCUGGGCUUGAACAGUCUCGUCAAGAAAGCUCCGCCACUGAUCGGCAGGUGGGUCCCGUUCGCAGCCGUAGCUGCUGCCAACUGCAUCAACAUUCCACUGAUGAGGCUCAGGGAGAUUCAGGAAGGAGUCCCAGUCAGCGACAUUAACGGGAACAGGUUGGGUGACUCCAGGAUAGCAGCGCAGAGGGGCAUCGCUCUUGUCACCUUCAGCAGAAUUGGCAUGGCCGCUCCAGGGAUGGUCUUGACGCCAAUCGUGAUGAACGCGUUGGAAAAGCGACGAUUCUUGGCACGCUACCCAUGGAGCGUGGCCCCUAUACAGCUCGCACUGCUGGGCGUGUGCCUUACCUUCGCCACGCCCAUGUGCUGUGCCCUCUUCUCGCAGCGGGCCUCCAUCCCGGUGUCCAGUCUUGAGCCGGAACUGCAGGAGGAAAUAAAGAAGAUUGUUAACCCACCUACAGUGGUAUAUUACAACAAGGGUCUCUAAGUGCUUCGUCGUCCAGGAAUCCGACCUCAGGAAGUGAAACUGACAAUAAACGUUGUAUACGAACCGCUCCCAAAACACAGUGGCAAAGGAUUCGCAGCUAGAGGACGUGACGCAUGGACAGAGGAACGGUCAUUAUUUCCGUCCGGACG
Cryptotermes secundus is the source of this 1327-nucleotide messenger RNA. RefSeq names its product sideroflexin-3 (gene Sfxn1-3). The transcript has 8 exons. The record is from RefSeq and is a predicted model, not a curated record. Bases 201 to 1178 code for a protein of 325 amino acids. Gene Ontology annotation, cellular component: mitochondrial inner membrane. NCBI's taxonomy places the organism in Eukaryota, Metazoa, Arthropoda, Insecta, Blattodea, Kalotermitidae. Gene Ontology annotation, biological process: serine import into mitochondrion; monoatomic ion transport. Gene Ontology annotation, molecular function: monoatomic ion transmembrane transporter activity.